UCCCGUCUCACCUCACGUUAUCGCUAAUUCAUUCAUAUAUCUCUCUCCUCAGACACCCACGCUUUCUCUCUCUUUCUUCGCUCUUUCUCUCUCUUUUCUCUUUCAAGCACAUAACUUCUCACUUUCUUUUCCUACCCGUCUACGUUUUCUUCAGAUCCAACCACAAUUUAGAUCACCAUCACCACCACCACCACCACCAACAACAUUUCUUCUUACUUCCGUCUUCAACCACUCUGAUAGGUUCACCCCCCUUUUGCUCUCUAUGCCAUUCCCUCAGUCGGGAAGGGUGUACCUGAACCGGAGUGUCACAGCAGCGUGCAGAUAUUUCAUUAGUCUUGUAGAGCUGUUGGCCUUUUCAGGAUGGGCAAGUGCAAGGGCUGUGGGAAGUUAGGAAGAAUGAGACCAAGGGAUGGAUCUAUGAGUGCUUAUGAAUUUUCUCUUCUGUUGUCUCCUGUUGUUUCUGUUUGGGAUUGCAUUGUUCGCAAGAUGAGGUACUCAUAUAGGCCUGAGUGGGUGUAGCUGUUUCGUUUGCAUCAAUUGUGUAGCAUUAGUCUAAAUACUUCAACUAAUUAGAAUAUAUUUAGCAUAAAGGAGUUCAGAAAAGAUAAUUUAGUAUUUAGACGCAGUUAUAUUCUAUGGAUACCAUGGCAUGUAAUAAAGGGCAACAUGUGAGGAAGGCCAAGAAGAAGCAGGUGAAAGACGAGUUGGAUCGUCUCAAGCAGGCUGAGAAGAAAAAAAGGCGCUUGGAGAAAGCUCUCGCGACGUCUGCCGCCAUCAUUUCCGAAUUGGAGAAGAAGAAACAGAAGAAGAAAGAGGAACAACAAAGACUAGAUGAGGAGGGCGCUGCAAUUGCCGAGGCCGUUGCUCUGCAUGUUCUGCUCGGUGAAGACUCGGAGGAUUCGUGCAAGGUUGUUAUCAACGAUGAAACAUGCAAGACCUGGAACUGCGAUCGUAAUCUUGACAUCUUCGUGGGUGGAGAGAGAGCUUGCUUCCCUCAUCUAUACGGCGGCACAUGGUCUGUGGAAACAAGGGGUUGGGUCACUGAUGCAUACAGAUAUGGUUGCAAGUGGGGAGCUGCUGAAAAUGGAGGGUGGACAUUUUCAUCAGAGCCUCUCGGGAGGAAUGCACAUGAAAAACCACUAUAUGAAGAUGCAACAGGAUGGGGGCGUGCCGGUUUCUCCGCUGAUCUUAUCGCCGCACAAGCAGUUUCGUCACUGCAGAUUGCUGAGGCUGAUGAGGAAAGGAUUAUCUUCUGAGAAAAGAAGGGAAUGCUGAGACUGAGAUGGUGAUAAUAUUAACCGUGUUGUUGUGUUUUUGUGCUUUUUUUAUUUUGCUGGAUAUGUGUGUAUAUAUUAUGACUAUACUAUGAGAGUCUUGUCAGAACAUUUCUUGCUUCAGUUGUGUUUGAACACUUAACAUGUUGCUUUGCUUUGUCACCUUGUUUUUUGUUAUUGAUUGUUUAUCUUUUAACUGUAA
Messenger RNA from Arachis ipaensis, 1476 nucleotides. RefSeq lists its product as uncharacterized. Lineage: Eukaryota; Viridiplantae; Streptophyta; Magnoliopsida; Fabales; Fabaceae. The record is from RefSeq and is a predicted model, not a curated record.